AUGGGCUUGAGAGGUUGUUCCAUUGGCUUCAUCACAAAGCUCUCAUGGCUAUUACCUUUCUGCUUCCUCCUCUUUGGUCCCUUUGCAGCAGCAGAAACUCAUCAUUAUAAUUUUGAGGUGAAGUUAUCACCAUUCACCAAGCUUUGCAGCUCCAAGAACAUUUUGACAGUCAAUGGACAGUUUCCAGGGCCAACAUUGGAAGCUCAUAGAGGAGAUAAAAUCACUGUUUAUGUGAUUAACAACACAAAAUAUAAUAUCACUUUCCAUUGGCAUGGUGUCAGACAAAUUAGAAAUCCAUGGUAUGAUGGUCCUGAGUACAUAACACAAUGCCCAAUUCAAGCAGGCAAAAGCUUCAGUUAUGAAAUUCAACUCACCAAAGAAGAAGGAACCAUGUGGUGGCAUGCUCACAGUGGUUGGGCUCGGGCCACAGCCCAUGGGCCUCUCAUUGUUCAUCCAGGCCCAUCAACCUCUUACCCCUUUCCUCAACCCUAUGCACAAAUCCCAAUUGUUAUUGGUGAGUGGUGGAAGGAAGAUGUAAUGGAAAUACCAAAGAAUGCAAAAAGAAGAGGUGGAGAACCAAUACUUUCAGAUGCCUACACUAUCAAUGGCCAACCAGGAUAUCUUUAUCCAUGUUCCAAACAAGAAACAUUUGAGUUAACAAUGGAGCAGGGCAAAACCUAUCUUCUCCGAAUCGUCAACGCAGUUAUGGACGAAGAUCUCUUCUUCGGUAUCGCAAAACAUGAAAUGACAUUAGUCGGAAAAGACGGGAUCUACACUAAACAAAUCAAAACAGAUUACAUAAUGAUCACACCAGGUCAAUCCAUGGACAUAUUGAUCACUGCAAAUCAAUCCCCAGGAAUCUAUAUUAUGGCUACAAGAUCCUACUCAAGUGCUUUUGGUGCUGGCUUUGAUAACUCCACAGCCAUAGCCAUUCUAAAGUACUCAACAACACCACCAACUCCCAAGCUCAACCAUUUUUUCCCUCACUUACCUCCCUAUGAUAGAACCGAAGCAGCAACGGAUUUCACCAAACGUUUACGAAGCUUGACGACUGUAGAUGUUCCAUUAAACGUCGACACUCGUCUGUUCUUCGUUUUAUCGGUUAAUCUAAUGAAUUGCUCUAAUAAUGACAAGCCUUGUGCUGGGCCAUUUGGGAAGAGAUUUGCUGCAAGCAUCAACAAUGUGAGCUUUGUGACACCAUCAGCUUCUUUGCUUGAAGCUUAUUACAACAAUGUCAGUGGCGUGUUUACGACGGAUUUCCCGGAAAAUCCGCCGAGAAAAUUCAACUACACCGGCGAGAAUCUACCGUUGGCUACUUCUUUUGGGACUAGGGUAAUGGUUUUGGAGUAUAAUGCUAGUGUGGAGGUGAUCUUGCAGGGUACUAAUGUGCUUGCAAGUGAUAAUCAUCCUGUUCAUUUGCAUGGCUAUAGCUUUCACGUUGUAGGAUGGGGAUUGGGGAAUUUCAACCCCAAAACCGACCCCAAACACUAUAAUCUCGUCGAUCCACCGGAGGAGACGACGGUUGGAGUUCCUAACAAUGGCUGGGUUGCUAUCAGAUUCAAGGCAAAUAAUCCAGGUAUGUGGUUGAUGCAUUGUCACAUAGAGCGUCACCAAGUAUGGGGCAUGAGUAUGGUGUUCUUAGUGAAAAAUGGAUUUGCUUUAGACCAACAAAUUCUUCACCCACCACAUGAUUUGCCUUCAUGCUACAAUUAG
Benincasa hispida (wax gourd) is the source of this 1713-nucleotide messenger RNA. RefSeq names its product laccase 14 (gene LAC14). The record is from RefSeq and is a predicted model, not a curated record. Gene Ontology annotation, cellular component: apoplast. Gene Ontology annotation, molecular function: copper ion binding; hydroquinone:oxygen oxidoreductase activity. Gene Ontology annotation, biological process: lignin catabolic process. NCBI's taxonomy places the organism in Eukaryota, Viridiplantae, Streptophyta, Magnoliopsida, Cucurbitales, Cucurbitaceae.